AUGGCAACCAAGUUUGAAGAGACACUCAAUAUGGACCAAUGGACUCCAGACCAUCUGUCCUGGGUGCACUAUACUCAAGCUGCUCAAAGUUGGGAGUUUCAACAUGCACUUGACCAUCUGAAAAGCCUUGUCAUUCAAAGACUUUUCAAAAUGGAACAAAUGAAUGCCCAUGGCAUGAACUACAAAAUGAGAACUUCCAUUGCCAAAGCUCUGCAAUCUGGGAGCACAGCCAUCCAGACUGCUCUCGCCAACUACAACCAUCUGGCUGCUACCAUCACUCCUGCAUGA
Messenger RNA from Dacryopinax primogenitus, 288 nucleotides. RefSeq lists its product as uncharacterized. The record is from RefSeq and is a predicted model, not a curated record. Lineage: Eukaryota; Fungi; Basidiomycota; Dacrymycetes; Dacrymycetales; Dacrymycetaceae. The transcript is spliced from 2 exons. The coding region runs from base 1 to 288 and encodes 95 amino acids.